Molecule: messenger RNA, 883 nt
Organism: Bactrocera tryoni
Lineage: Eukaryota; Metazoa; Arthropoda; Insecta; Diptera; Tephritidae
Product: trypsin-like
Exons: 1
Coding region: 6-770 (254 amino acids)
Biological process (GO): proteolysis
Molecular function (GO): serine-type endopeptidase activity
Source: RefSeq, a predicted model, not a curated record
CAGACAUGUUUCGCUUCGUAGCAAUUUUUCUGCUCUUCAACGUCGCCUUUGGCGAAAUCCUAAUAAACGAUUUCAAUGGGCGCAUUGUCAGCGGCGAGGAAACCACUAUUGAUUUGCAUCCCUACCAGAUCUCAUUGCAAAGCAAGAGUGGACAUUUUUGCGGUGGCAGCAUUAUCAACGAGGACACUGUUGUGACUGCAGCACAUUGUCUGCAAACUACUACGGCCGAUCAGUUGCAAGUUCGCUUGGGUUCCACCAGUCACAAGAGUGGUGGUAAAUUGGUGAAUGUUCGUGCUUUUUACGCACAUCCUGGUUACAACAAGAAUCAACGACAAAACGAUGUUGCCAUUGUGAAAUUGGCCGAACCCGUAGCUCAGUCGGCAAGCAUACGUUACAUUGAAUUGGCUGAAGAAACUCCGGUAUCUGGUACGACUGCGGUUGUUAGUGGUUGGGGCGUCAAAUGCUACUUCUGGUGCGUUUCACUACCCACUUCAUUGCUAAAGGUCGACGUCAACAUUGUAUCUCGGGCAGACUGUGCCUCUAAGGAUUACAAAUAUGGUUCCUCCAAAAUUUUACCAACAAUGGUAUGCGCUUAUGAAGCCAAGAGUGAUGCGUGUCAGGGCGAUUCUGGUGGUCCAUUGGCGGCAGACGGCAAACUGGUCGGUAUUGUAUCCUGGGGUAAUGGGUGCGCGAAGGAAGGCUAUCCAGGCGUUUAUGCUGAUGUGGCUGAGCUACGUUCUUGGAUUUUGGAAAUUGCUGCCAGUUUAUAAACCAUGCAAGGAGUGAAAUAUGUAAACGUGAAAUUCGCCACUAUUUACUCUUUACUUAAUCAGUUUGUCACUUUAUUGCGUUGUUAAAAGUAAAAAUUGUUUCAGGUUUUGUU